UAUAUAACAUUGAAUCGUUUUUUUUUUUUUUUUUAUAAAACAUUAGGUGAUCACGUAAAUUGUUGGUUUAUUAUUUUAUAAAAAAUAAUAAUUAAUUAAUCAUGGCUAGCAUUGCUCCAGCUUGUAGAAAUGCUCUUAAGCAGGUAAGAUCAUUUCAUGUAUCUGCUGCACAAAAUGCUGAAGCAAGAUUAAAAACAUUUUCAAUUUAUCGUUGGAAUCCUGAUAAACCAGAUGACAAACCAACAAUGCAAGAAUAUAAAGUUGAUUUAAAUAAAUGUGGUCCAAUGGUACUUGAUGCAUUGAUUAAAAUUAAAAAUGAAAUUGAUCCAUCAUUAACAUUUAGACGUUCAUGUCGUGAAGGUAUCUGUGGUUCUUGUGCAAUGAAUAUUGGUGGUACAAAUACACUUGCUUGUAUUAGUAAAAUUGAUAAUAAUACAUCUAAAAAAAGUAAAAUAUAUCCAUUACCACAUAUGUAUAUUGUCAAAGAUCUUGUUCCUGAUAUGAGUAAUUUUUAUGCACAAUAUAAAAACAUUCAGCCAUGGUUACAACGUGAUGAUAAUAAGAAAGUUGGUACUCAGCAGUACUUGCAAAGUGUUGAAGAUCGUAAAAAAUUGGAUGGUCUCUAUGAGUGCAUUCUAUGUGCUUGCUGCAGUACAUCUUGUCCAUCAUACUGGUGGAAUGGUGACAAGUAUCUUGGACCAGCUGUUCUCAUGCAGGCUUAUAGAUGGAUCAUUGAUUCACGUGAUACCAAAACAGCUGAUCGUUUGGAUAAAUUACGUGAUCCAUUUUCAGUUUAUCGUUGUCAUACUAUUAUGAAUUGUACACGUACAUGUCCAAAAGGUCUAAAUCCAGGUAAAGCUAUUGCUGAAAUUAAAAAAUUACUUGGAAAUGUUAUUAAUAAAGGUGAACCAGGACUUGAUACAACAGCAUUACACAAGUAAAAUAAUUAAAAAUAUUUUAAAUUGAUAUUUCGAUAUAAAAAUAUUAAUAUUACAAGUUUUAAUCUGAUAGAUGAGUUUUAAAAUUAUUGAUAAAAUUACAAGUUAAAUUUAACUUAAAAUUUUGGAGAAAUAAUCGUGAUGUUUAAUAUGUUAUGAGGUAAUUGAAUAAAAUUUUGUAGACUAUAUUACAAAUAUUAUCUGACUAAUUUUUAUUUAUACUCAAAAAUUCAUUUCAUUUUUAUGUCAACAAGUUUAUUGUAUUGGUUUUCGUUUUUUAUUUAUUUAUUUUUUUAUUUAUGCAAUGGUUAAAGUGAUAUUUUAUUUGAUUCAUAUGCAAUUCAAAUAAAUAUUUUGCUUCAUUUAUACAAUCAUUAUACAAAACAUUGGUUCUUGCCUGAAUUUUAAUUUUUUCUUUUGUCUGAAAAAUAAUAUUAUUAGGUUAUUUUGUUAAUUAAUAUUUGUUAUUAUUUAUUAUCAUUUAUUACCUGUAUA
This is a messenger RNA of Aphidius gifuensis, 1433 nucleotides long. RefSeq names its product succinate dehydrogenase [ubiquinone] iron-sulfur subunit, mitochondrial (gene SdhB). The transcript has 4 exons. The record is from RefSeq and is a predicted model, not a curated record. Gene Ontology annotation, molecular function: 2 iron, 2 sulfur cluster binding; electron transfer activity. Gene Ontology annotation, cellular component: mitochondrial membrane. Lineage: Eukaryota; Metazoa; Arthropoda; Insecta; Hymenoptera; Braconidae. Gene Ontology annotation, biological process: aerobic respiration; tricarboxylic acid cycle; respiratory electron transport chain. The coding region runs from base 102 to 941 and encodes 279 amino acids.